Molecule: messenger RNA, 1299 nt
Organism: Sitodiplosis mosellana (orange wheat blossom midge)
Lineage: Eukaryota; Metazoa; Arthropoda; Insecta; Diptera; Cecidomyiidae
Exons: 2
Coding region: 313-1038 (241 amino acids)
Source: RefSeq, a predicted model, not a curated record
AGACGUUUGCACAAAAGUCACGUACAAGCAAUAAUCUGCGUAAACCGACGUUUUAUUUAUCAAUUUUGACGCACACGCAGACAAUACGAGUGCAUUCAAACUCAUGCGUAAACAUAAAGAUGGCUGAAUAGCAGACAUAAAGUAUAUACCGAAGGUGAAAAGACGAAUUUUUGUGCAAUUCAAAGAGAGAACUAAACAAAUGACCGACAAAAGAGAAGUUUAAAACAUUCGCAUUCACAGUUUUUCACUGCACCACCAAGUGAAAUCGUAGACAAAUAUUGAGAGCUACGAAAAGCGUGAACAUAAAGGAAAAUGACGGAAUUCAUCGAAGGGACACUCGAUAGUCAUUUGGAACAUGGAACAUCAAACAAAGGAACCAAUGUUGAGAACGGAGAAAAUUCAUCCGAUUCAGAUGACUCAAGUCCGAAUAGCGACGCGUCUAUAACUUCUUCAGGUUCUUGGUCUAUUGAUGACAGCAUUGGGUUUAUGCAAACAUCACAUAAGCCAAUGUUUGAUGAACUUCCCACAUUUUCAAUCAAAUCUGCAUCACCAAAUGGACAAUCUAUAUCGCCAAUGGUGAAUGAGCCAAUAUCACUGUUUAAUCUCAGCAUUUCACCUAUCUCAUCAAUUGAAGAUUUAUCGCGUUUUAGCGACCAAAUUGUUUGUGCCGGUGACUAUGCCACAAACGAAAAGAUUACCAAAAAUUUGACACAAGUUGGCGAUUCAAUGGCAUAUGAUGAUGAUGAUGAACGGAUUUCACUGGAGGAAAUAACCGCACAAAUUAAUACACCACCGUCUGCGCUAUCCAGAUCAAACAAAAGACUGAACUUGGAGACGAUUUUUGAAGACGUAUUUUUGGAGACUCCAAAAAAGCGGAGAUUCAAUGGAUUUAAAAGAUUCAAUUCCUGGCGAAUAGAAGAGCGCAUAAACUCGUAUGUAUUUGAGCAACAGAAGAACCACAAUGAACAAGACAAAUGUCAAGAUACAACAAGCACACUUUGUAAUGUUUUUGACGACAAAAUCAAUAUAAAUAUAUGAAGAGGUUUUCUAGUUUAGAUAGAUUAUAUCCAGAAUAAUGGCUAUGCGUUAUUGUUGUUGUAUUCUGAGUGAAAUCGUUCCGUCAUCAAUAUAAAAUACACUAUUCAAGGUAUUAGAUAACAUAAGAUUCAUAAAUUUAAAACAAUGAAGAAAUUAGAUUAUUAUAAAAAAAAACAAUAAAUACAUUAUAAAUAAUAUGUAUAUUUGUACAUUCAUUUUGAAGUGUUUACGCAAAAUAAAUGAAAAAGUUCAGUAAGUCAA